Messenger RNA from Pseudovirgaria hyperparasitica, 1713 nucleotides. Its product is annotated as 26S protease regulatory subunit 6B. Gene Ontology annotation, molecular function: ATP binding; proteasome-activating activity; ATP hydrolysis activity. NCBI's taxonomy places the organism in Eukaryota, Fungi, Ascomycota, Dothideomycetes, Acrospermales, Acrospermaceae. Gene Ontology annotation, cellular component: proteasome regulatory particle, base subcomplex. Bases 135 to 1397 code for a protein of 420 amino acids. The transcript has 3 exons. Gene Ontology annotation, biological process: proteasome-mediated ubiquitin-dependent protein catabolic process. The record is from RefSeq and is a predicted model, not a curated record.
CCGCGUCGAAGCUCUGAUCUCCUGUACUCCAUCACUUGAACACAACACUCACUCAACACGAUUUCUUUACGCGCGCUCUCGACUCUCCUGUAACCGCUGUCCUCCUCGACUCUAUCUCAGCUCCACAAGCAGCCAUGGCCGACGUCGCCGUAGAGAAUCCGGCGAACCAAGUCCAUCCUCACAAGAAGCAACUACCUUCAUCUAUACCCAACUUUGAAUCGUUAGAGGGCUUUUCAACGGACGGUGAUGAAUACUCCACAUUCAAGAAGCUUCAGAGACAGCUAGAAUACAUUCAGCUCCAGGAAGAAUACAUCAAGGAUGAGCAAAGGAGUUUGAAGCGUGAGCUCAUUCGAGCGCAGGAGGAGAUAAAGCGCAUUCAAUCUGUGCCGCUGGUGAUUGGGCAGUUCAUGGAGGCUAUUGACCAAAAUACGGGGAUUGUACAAUCGUCGACAGGGUCUAAUUAUGUCGUCCGGAUCCUAUCUACGCUCGACCGCGAACUUCUCAAGCCCUCCUCGUCUGUCGCCCUCCACCGCCACUCCAAUGCUCUAGUCGAUAUUCUACCCCCAGAGGCCGACUCCUCGAUAGCAAUGCUCGGUGCCGACGAGAAGCCCGAUGUCACAUAUGCGGACGUAGGAGGUCUGGAUAUGCAAAAGCAGGAGAUUAGAGAAGCAGUCGAGCUGCCACUCACACACUUCGAUCUGUACAAGCAGAUCGGUAUUGACCCGCCACGCGGUGUACUGCUGUACGGUCCCCCGGGUACCGGCAAGACAAUGCUGGUCAAGGCCGUCGCGAACAGCACAACUGCAUCAUUCAUUCGAGUUGUUGGCUCCGAAUUUGUGCAAAAGUACCUCGGUGAAGGACCCCGCAUGGUGCGUGACGUCUUCCGCAUGGCACGCGAGAACUCGCCUGCGAUUAUCUUCAUCGACGAAAUCGACGCCAUCGCCACGAAACGUUUCGAUGCACAGACCGGUGCCGAUCGCGAGGUCCAACGUAUCCUACUCGAGCUGCUGAAUCAGAUGGACGGUUUCGAUCAGACCUCCAACGUCAAGGUCAUCAUGGCAACGAAUCGUGCCGACACGCUCGAUCCCGCCCUGCUGCGUCCCGGUCGUCUGGACCGAAAGAUUGAAUUCCCUUCUCUGCGCGACCGCCGCGAACGACGCUUGAUCUUCAGCACUAUUGCCAGCAAGAUGAGUCUGAGUCCCGAGGUCGAUCUGGACAGUCUGAUUGUGCGGAACGAUCCGCUCAGCGGUGCCAUUAUUGCGGCGAUCAUGCAAGAGGCCGGGCUGAGGGCGGUGCGGAAGAAUAGGUACAACAUCAUCCAGAGCGAUCUGGAGGAUGCGUAUGCCAGCCAGGUCAAGGGUGCGCAGGAGGCUGACAAGUUCGACUUUUACAAGUAGAGAGAGAAAGAGUAGACAGGGCGGGGCGGGGGAGCAAGGUUGGAUGAGGAGAGAGGUUCUGCAUAGACUUACUUUGAUAGCAAACAGCCUGCCGACGCGUUCCGGAGGCACUGUAAUAUACACAGAAUCAUCACGCACUUCAAUCGUAAUAUCGCCACCCCUUUCCAUCCCCAAAUCAAUCUCAGACUCGCGGGUGUAGGCCAAAGUGUAUCUUGCUGCUCAGGCGGUGUUCAAGUCAUAUUCACUUCACAUCCACAAAACCCGGCAGCUUUCAGUCGACCGAUCAAGUAAUCACACACAGACACAUAGACAGAGC